UCAUUUGCAUUGAAUACGGCUGCUCAUGGCCAAUAGGGCUUCACGCCACAUACGUCACAAUUCCCCCUGCAAAGCAUCGCGGGAUCGGAAUGCGGACAAACAUCGCCUUGGCUGCCAAAAAAUGAAUGUUAUUAAUAGGUGUUUCUGUCGUUUCUUUCCUGCUUUGAUUAUUGAUUCGGCUAUAUUAUUCGGGAACUGUUUCUGUUAAAACAUCGUUCUGAACAUUGUACAUAUAUUUAUAGAACUGUUGGUUAAUAUUACCUACAGUAAUCGGCGAUUGUUUGCGCAAACCUGGACUGCUGCUUUUUAGGCCAUCGAUAUUUUUAGGCCGUCAUGUCAAGUUUGGGCAACCAAAUUAUUUUGACCGAAGAGGAUGUACCUGGUGCCAAACUUUUAAAACCAGCAGUGGACUGUAGCGUUAUUGAAUUGAAGCGAUGGCUUGAGUGUCACGGAGAGAAAAGAACUGGCAAGAAAAGAGAUCUGAUUCAGAGGGUAGAAGGUUGUUUAUCGAUACAGAAAAAAGUGGAUCUGAAAGUUGAUGGUGGAAAAUGGUAUGCAAUGAAAGCUUCGAAACUGAAUUUGAACACUCAAGGAGCAUUGCAAGAUGAAUCAAGUCAAGCUCUAUGCACUGACUGGAAGAUGUUUCCUUCCCAGGAUAUUCCUGCCAUGUAUAACUAUGGGCAUCUGUAUCACUAUCUCGUGGAAUCUCUUCAGAAUGAAUUCCUUGACCUUGCUGAUGAGGACAAGAGUGAUAGUGAAGGAUCAGGAACAGAGAGCAGUGGCACUGCGACUGCCAAGCCAUUAAAAAAGGGCAGAAAUUUAUUAAAGAGCGGUUUUGUGGAGAAUAUUCAAGACAAUGGAAAUUCAAAGGAUUACUUUGCCAGAGCCCAUGUCCACCACUCAAUGAGGAAAGAGUACCCUCUGUCUGUGCAAGUCAAGAUUAGCAAAGGGAGUGGGUUUGUUCAACAUGCAAGCUGCAAUUGCAUUGCCAGAUCUUUGGGAAGAUGUGCUCAUGUUGAUGCUCUCUUAUUAUUCAUCAAUGAUUACUCUUCGGAGCAUGGCCAUAUGGUGCAAGUUCCAAAGACAUCUGAGCCUUGCUCAUGGAAUAGAGGAAAAAAGCGCCAGAAGAACCCCAAGCCUUUACAUGAAGCAGAAUACAAGCCAAGUGAAGUACCAAAGAAAACAAAACUUUAUAAUUGGGACCCUAGGCCAGCAAAGUACCAUGGUAAGGUUGACGAGGUACUACAAAAUACGUUUGUGACCAACUUGCAAAGUUAUAGUGCAGGUGUGGGAGAAAUCUCAAUGUGGGAAACAGUUCUUGCCAUCAAAUAUAGUGAUUUUGAUCUUGAAGAUGCUGACCUCAGUAUCUUGAGAUUACUUGUGCGAAAGUUUAAAGAAAAUUUGCAGGAGCAAAGUGAUAAGCUUUGUGGGGAGCAUGAAUCAUCUUGCCAAGUUCCUGGUACGGAGGAUCAGAGCAAAUCUGAAACAUGGUUUGCAGAGCGCUGGCCAAGAGUAACUGCCUCAAAAUGCCAUUACCUUGUUUCCUUGUGGAAUGCAGUCUUGGCAUUCAAGGUGGAAGCAAAACAACGCUGCUUCAAAUUCCUAUAUGAACGAUUGUGGUUUAAGCAAAACAUCUGUACUGCAGACAUGAAGUAUGGGAUUGAUGCUGAACCAGCAGCUCGAGAUGCAUAUGUUAAAGCUACGGAUAACACAGUAACAGAAACUGGGUUAUGGAUUAACAAAAUGUAUCCUCAUCUUGGUGCAAGCCCAGACGGACUUGUUGUAGAUAAAGAGUCUGGUACUGCAGGAAUUUUGGAAAUUAAAUGUCUAAAACUAUUGAAAACAAGGACAGUUGAGGAAGUAAUUUCUGGUUGGAAAGACUGCACAAUUCCAAAGGAAACCCUUCAGCGUCAGUGCUUCAAACUUGAAAGUGAUGGAUUAAUCCAUUUAAAGCGAAGCCAUGGGUAUUAUUUCCAGAUUCAGUUGCAGCUUCUGGUAACUGGAGGUCAUUUUUGUGAUUUUGUUCUUUUCCCUCAAAAAGGACCUCCAUCAAUUGAGAGAUUCUAUCCAGAAAGUGGCAUCCAGAUGCAAAUCAUCAAAGCAACUUCAGAGUUCUGGGAAAAAGUCUUGGUACCUGAAUAUUUUCUAAUGAAGGUGCCACGUGGACUACUUCCAGUUAUUUUAGAUUGA
This is a messenger RNA of Nematostella vectensis (starlet sea anemone), 2190 nucleotides long. RefSeq lists its product as uncharacterized. The coding region runs from base 334 to 2190 and encodes 618 amino acids. The record is from RefSeq and is a predicted model, not a curated record. Lineage: Eukaryota; Metazoa; Cnidaria; Anthozoa; Actiniaria; Edwardsiidae. The transcript has a single exon.